UUCGACUCUCCUGAUCACUGUGAUUGACCACUCGAAGAGAAGAAUGUCCUGCUCCAGCCUGUGUGCCCCUUCCUGUGGGGUGUCCGCCCCGUCCCCUCUGGCUGACACCACCAACGAGCCCUGUGUGCGUCAGUGCCAGAGCUCCACGGCGGUGAUCCAGCCCCCAGCCACGGUGGUCACCUUCCCCGGACCCAUCCUCAGCUCCUUCCCUCAGCACAGCUUUGUGGGCUCAGCUGGAGUCCCUGCCAUUGCCGGGGGCUCCGGUGGCAGCUACGGAGGCCGUGGUGGUUCCGGAGGUUAUGGUGGCUUUGGCGGCUUCGGAGGCCUUGGUGGCUAUGGUGGCUUCGGUGGCUGCGGAGGUUAUGGCGGCUGGAGCCGAGGCUGUGGGAGCUGCUAAGCCUCACCUGAUGCCAGCCACAGUCGACACAGAGCUCCAGGAAAGAACUGGGCAUAUCCCAACAUGAUGUUGCCCAUUGGAAGAACAUGCCUUCAGCACUGCUGGAAUCCAGAGCUUGGAUGCCUCGUGCCUGCUUGUUGUCCAAAUUUGCCUUCUUCCUGCUCUGUUUGAGCAUCCUGUCGGGAGACUGGUUACCCCCUGACGACAGAGACCUGCGCUGAGCACCUGCUCCUACAGCACGGUUUAUGCUCCUUUUGUCUCUGUCACUACCUGGAGAUGUGGGCUGACCUUGGUUUGGCCCUGCUCUUGCCCAACUCUUUACCCCUCUGAAACUGCAAUAAAUUCUGUGCUGCACUGCAA
Messenger RNA from Melopsittacus undulatus (budgerigar), 757 nucleotides. Its product is annotated as claw keratin-like. The transcript has 2 exons. The record is from RefSeq and is a predicted model, not a curated record. The coding region runs from base 44 to 397 and encodes 117 amino acids. Gene Ontology annotation, molecular function: structural constituent of cytoskeleton. Gene Ontology annotation, cellular component: intermediate filament. Lineage: Eukaryota; Metazoa; Chordata; Aves; Psittaciformes; Psittaculidae.